This is a messenger RNA of Herpailurus yagouaroundi (jaguarundi), 4234 nucleotides long. It is a transcript of the gene DHCR24, whose product is annotated as 24-dehydrocholesterol reductase. The transcript has 9 exons. Gene Ontology annotation, molecular function: Delta24(24-1) sterol reductase activity; FAD binding. The coding region runs from base 102 to 1652 and encodes 516 amino acids. NCBI's taxonomy places the organism in Eukaryota, Metazoa, Chordata, Mammalia, Carnivora, Felidae. The record is from RefSeq and is a predicted model, not a curated record. Gene Ontology annotation, biological process: steroid metabolic process. Gene Ontology annotation, cellular component: cytoplasm; membrane.
GCUGCGGGCGGCGCGGGCGCAGGCGGGCGAGGAGCGGGUGGCGGUGACAGGCGGCGCGAGCUGGCACCCCCUCCCCCGCGCGGCGCGCCGCUGGCCCCACCAUGGAGCCCGCCGUGUCGCUGGCCGUGUGCGCGCUGCUCUUCCUGCUCUGGGUUCGCGUGAAGGGGCUGGAGUUCGUGCUCAUCCACCAGCGCUGGGUGUUCGUGUGCCUCUUCCUCCUGCCGCUCUCGCUCAUCUUCGACAUCUACUACUACGUGCGCGCCUGGGUGGUGUUCAAGCUCAGCAGCGCGCCGCGGCUGCACGGGCAGCGUGUGCGGGACAUCCAGAAGCAGGUGCGGGAAUGGAAGGAGCAGGGCAGCAAGACUUUCAUGUGCACGGGACGCCCCGGCUGGCUCACUGUCUCGCUGCGGGUCGGGAAGUACAAGAAGACACACAAAAACAUCAUGAUCAACCUGAUGGACAUUCUGGAGGUAGACACCAAGAAACAGAUUGUCCGUGUGGAACCCUUGGUGACCAUGGGUCAGGUGACUGCCCUGCUGACCUCCAUUGGCUGGACCCUGCCUGUGUUGCCCGAGCUGGAUGACCUCACAGUGGGGGGCUUGAUCAUGGGCACGGGCAUUGAGUCAUCAUCGCACAAGUACGGUCUGUUCCAACACAUCUGCACCGCCUACGAGCUGGUCCUGGCUGACGGCAGCUUUGUGCGAUGCACACCGUCGGAAAACUCAGACCUGUUCUACGCUGUGCCGUGGUCCUGUGGGACCCUGGGCUUCCUGGUGGCCGCCGAGAUCCGCAUCAUCCCCGCCAAGAAGUACGUCAAGCUGAGGUUUGAGCCAGUGCGUGGCCUGGAGGCUAUCUGUGACAAGUUCACCCGUGAGUCCCAGCGGCCGGAGAACCACUUCGUGGAAGGACUGCUCUACUCCCUGGAUGAGGCCGUCAUCAUGACAGGGGUCAUGACAGACGAGGCAGAGCCCAGCAAGCUGAAUAGCAUUGGCAGUUACUACAAGCCCUGGUUCUUCAAGCACGUGGAGAACUACCUGAAGGCAAACGAGGGGGGCCUGGAGUACAUUCCCUUGAGACACUACUACCACCGCCACACCCGCAGCAUCUUCUGGGAGCUCCAGGACAUCAUCCCCUUCGGCAACAACCCCAUCUUCCGCUACCUCUUUGGCUGGAUGGUGCCUCCCAAGAUCUCCCUCCUGAAGCUGACCCAGGGAGAGACCCUGCGCAAGCUGUACGAGCAGCACCACGUGGUGCAGGACAUGCUGGUGCCCAUGAAGUGCCUGUCGCAGGCUGUGCACACCUUCCACAAUGAUAUCCACGUCUACCCCAUCUGGCUGUGCCCGUUCAUCCUGCCCAGCCAGCCGGGCCUGGUGCACCCCAAGGGAGAUGAGGCAGAGCUUUAUGUUGACAUUGGAGCCUAUGGGGAGCCGCGGGUGAAGCACUUUGAAGCCAGGUCCUGCAUGCGGCAGUUGGAGAAGUUCGUCCGAAGCGUGCAUGGGUUCCAGAUGCUGUAUGCUGACUGCUACAUGAGCCGGGAGGAGUUCUGGGAGAUGUUCGACGGCUCCCUGUAUCACAGGCUGCGGGAGCGGCUCGGGUGCCAGGACGCCUUCCCCGAGGUGUACGACAAGAUCUGCAAGGCCGCCAGGCACUGAGCAGGGGCUGGCCCCGAGAGACACAGACAUGUGGGUGGGCCCCGUCCCCCAGGUGCAGGAGGCAUCUUCUCUUCAGGCAAGCUUGCCGGCCCUCCCAGAUCCACCCUUCCAGAAAGAAACCCCUCCAGAGAUUUCACCCGGACCACCCCAGCGGCUCCCAGGGGCGGCCGAGUGGCGUGCAAAGGACGUGGGCUCCGGAGUCAGACAUACCUGAGUCCAGUUCCCAGUUCCGGCACUCAUUAGCUGUGUGACUCCGGGCAAGUCACCCAACCCCUCUGAACCUAGCUCUUUGCCCGUUGAAAGGGGGCAACAGUACCCGCCUGCAGGCCACAGCCAUCCAGGUCAAGCGCCUGUCUCCUCGGAGGUGCUGGAUACGUGUAGCGGCGGUUACUAUGGCUUCCCGUUCAGCACCUCAUCUGACCGGCGAGCUCCGGAUUCAGCGCCGGGUCCAGGAAGGCUCCGUGUGAGGUCACCUGGGCGCAGGUUUGGCUGGAAGGGUUGAAGGGAUGCCCCAGAGCUGGACUGCGGGUGCUUCAGUCAGCCAGAAGCACUCCGCACCGAGAGAAGGAAGGCUCCUCUCUCCCCCUAGGCUCUUGGGAGGGCAACAGAUGGGGCAGGCAGGCCCAAGAUGUGCUGUGCCAAAGGUCCCAGUCCAAAGUUCCCUCUGCCGCCCUUAGUAAUGCCCUGCCCCUUGCCCCUUCCCGCUUAGGCUUGCGGGCCCAUCCCAGCCACCCCCCACGUCUCAGAGAGGACCUUGUCCUCAGAGAAGACAGCACGGACUCCUGCCCUAGCCCAGGUGGAGCGAGUGGCUCCUGCUCUGAACUGGGUCCGGAGAUCCUGGGCCCAUCCUUGGCUCCUCAACCCUCCAUGCCUCAUCUGGUCCCCAGAGCGUGCCUAGUCACGGUGGGGGUGCAUCCACGCUGCUCUGCGGCAUGCGGUGGGGGGUCAGGAGUGGACCACACCAAGCAGGAAAAUGGAGACUUGGUGAGGAUUCUCGCUGUGGGGCCGGAAGGAAAGACCAUCAACUUGAUUUCUCCAACUACUCAUCCCCCUUCGUUCUCCCCCACCCACAGCUGUAGUUAAUUUCAGUGCCUUACAAAUCCUAAGCUCAGAGAAAAUCAGCUCCGUUUCCCUUCCAGAAGGAAGGGAGCCUCCCCAGGGCCUUCCCAACUCGUUACAGUUUGAUUGUUUAUGCAACUCCAUCUGAAGAACCGCCCGGCCUCAGCUGAGGACCCAGAAUCUGAGAAGGAAGUGUGUCUUGUGGGGAGCUGGGAUUAAGCCAACUGUGCCAGGCGGUGACAUUCUGAGAGAGAGCAUCGCCCGAGAGGCAGGGGCUGGCUUUAAGUCCCUGCUCCCUUGUCAGCAAGCCAUGUGACCGUGGGCAGGUCAUUUAGGCCUCUGAGCUGUGGCCCCUCAUUUUACCCUGUCGGUACAGCCGAGACCUCCCUGGGCCCUCCUGCUGUAGGAGCACAUGCCUGUCUUAGACAGUGUGCUUGCAGCGCCCCUGGAAGGUCAGGUGAGAAAUAAAUCCUCCAAGUGAACACUUGGGCUGUCUCUCAAGGUCCUUCCUUGGGUCCGAGACCAGCUGUCGUGUCGCUUUCAGAGAGGCACACCUGUGGCUUGCAGGGAAGUGUCUGUCCCGUCUCUGUAAGUUGCCAGAAUCCUGAUGGAACCAGUCUCAACACACUGCAAAGUGUCUUAGCGUGGUCCUGUGAGUGCCGGGCGCGUUCAUGGCACUCAGAAGGCAAGGGAACCCCCCUUACCCAUUUGGCCCCAUGGGUGGGGGGGGUGGGGGGCGGAACGUGAAAAAAAAAUAAGAAACCUCAUUCUCCAGCGUGUCUGCAAAGCAUGUGAAUUCUGGCUUUAGCUCUCAUGUGGGCCCCUGUGCUUCCCACUCGGUGCUAAGCUGAUGAUCCUACUUCCUGUAGAGGAAUGGUUUGCCCGAGCAGAGUAACCCAUCAAAUAAGGCUCUGUCCCUUCACCAGAGGGGUCUCCAUCCUUAAGCCGCUGGGACUGUGGCCAGAGAUGCCAGCAGCCUCUAUCACGCUAGAUGAUAGAUAGUCCUAGGAUAACCAAAAUCCUGCCCUUCGCAGACCUCCCCUGGAAACUGGAGCUUGGAGGGGAAGGUCUUGGGAUCACGCCAGCCUCAGGUUAAUGUUUUGCUCCAGUGAUCUCUUGCCCGGAAAGGGGUAGACUUCCAAGCAUGGCGAGCCUAGCUACCGGCACUUUCCUGCAGAGUCCCAUCACUGUCCCUCCGUGUGGUGGUUUGGGGUGCGGUGGGUGUGGAAAGUGAAGGAAUAGGCCUCUCCCCUCCAGAGCCCCGAGUUUUUUGGCUGGAAGGAUGCAUAGAUCAGAUAUUGCUGGAAGGGAAGGGAGGGGGUGGGGAUGCGCGUGGCAGUGCAUGGUGUGUGGUUAUUGUUUGUCCGGUGAUGACGGGGACCAAGGGGAAAGGCGCGGGUGUCCCCCAACAGGCUCUUGGCUGCAGGCGCUGUGCCCACUGUCUAGAACACUUCCCAUCCCCGUGGCUGUGUGGCUGCUGCUGCUGCUGCUGCUGUAAAAAUAAAAGCGUUACCUGGAAAUUA